AUGUCGCACUACUCGGACCCAACCUCGCUCAGCCAACAAGUCUACUACUACACCUCCACCCUCACCUACGCCUUCCUCGCCGCCUCCGCCAGCAUCCUGGCCCUCGCCCUCAUGCUGUACCCGACCGCCGUCCUGCGCUGGCUGCAGCGCAAGCGCUACCAGUACGAGGUCACCUUCUCGCUGUACAUGCUCACGCCCACCGAGAAGUUCAUCUUCAACUCCUUCGUCUUCCUCUUCGCCAGCAUGAUUGUCAUCGCCGCCUCGCUCUACCUCCCCGAGCACAUCUCCUUCCUCGCCAACCGCGCCGCCUACUACCUCGCCGGCGAGACCUCCGGCGCACCCGCCGACCAUUCCGCCCACACCAUCCUCCACACCUCCGUCGAAGCCGUCAAGGCCACCGCCAAGGCCGCCGCUGCCCGCGUGCAUGCCGCCGCCCAGCAACAGGACCGUGCCGUGCCCGCCAACGGCGCUGGCAUGAUGGAGCUGUGA
This is a messenger RNA of Diplodia corticola, 489 nucleotides long. RefSeq lists its product as uncharacterized. The record is from RefSeq and is a predicted model, not a curated record. The transcript is spliced from 2 exons. Bases 1 to 489 code for a protein of 162 amino acids. NCBI's taxonomy places the organism in Eukaryota, Fungi, Ascomycota, Dothideomycetes, Botryosphaeriales, Botryosphaeriaceae.